AUGAGCGUUAAAAAAAUGAGGCCGUCGCAAUCGUUUGCAAAAAUCAUUAAAAUGGCUCGCUUCGUUUCCGGUGUGGUCGGCGCUGAUAUCUCUGAUGAACAUUAUAGGGUCAACAUUAUUACCGUUAUUGUUAUACUGUGCAUCAGCAUUUAUUUCAUCUUCACCGCCACCACUGUGGCUAGCGUAUUUUCGGAAAACUGGAAAUACUUGCUGGAAGCAUCUUGUAUGGUCGGCAGCGUUUUGCAAGGCAUCACCAAACUUAUUUCAGGCAUCGCCUACACCAAAGGACUUUCAGGAGUGCGCGUGGAGUUAGAAGCAUUUUAUCGGGAACACGAAACGAAGGGCGAGGCCUAUUGCAAGGCCUUGGAGGAGUGUUGUGAGCGUGUUUGGCGCGUUAUCAAAAUGGUCGGACAUAUCUAUGCUGCUACCGUAUUUGGAAUUCUAACUUUGACUAUCAUUCUGGUUGUCGCUACCGAACGGCAAGUCUAUGUAAUGCACUUUUUCAUCCCAGGAUUGGAUGUUGACACGCAAUUUGGUUAUUUGGCUACAAUGGCGGUGCAUACAGUGGUUUUUCUAGCUGGCGCUUUUGGACUAUUUGCUGGCGAUUUAUUUUUUCUGAUCUACUUGGGGCAGCCAGAAUUGUUUCGCGACAUUUUAGUGUUGAAAGUUAAGGCCCUAAAUGAGGCUUCUGCCAAAAAUUGCAAAACCACUGAAAGGCUAUUGAUCGAUAUAAUUGAGUGGCAUCAAUACUACACAGAUUACAAUGAGCGUUGCAACGGUAUAUUCUACUAUAUAAUAACUAUGCAAAUCGUUACAUCGGGCAUCUCAAUUAUUUGCACCAUGUAUAUUGUGCUAAUGGGUGAUUGGCCUGGUGCAUACUUGUACAUUUUGGUUGCUUUUUGUGGCCUUUAUCUAUACUGUAUUAUUGGCACGAAAACCGAAACUUGUAACCAUGCAUUUUGUGAGGAACUCUACAACAUAAAUUGGUAUGAUUUGCAGGUGAAACAUCAGAAAAUGCUGGUAUUUGUUUUGAAGAAGUCACAAAAUCCCAGUGAAAUUAAAAUUGGCGGAGUUCUACCACUUUCGGUACAAACUGCACUCUCGAUUACAAAGUCCAUUUAUGGUAUAUUCACUAUGAUGCUGGGAUUUUUGGACGAGGAACAAUGA
Molecule: messenger RNA, 1167 nt
Organism: Rhagoletis pomonella (apple maggot)
Lineage: Eukaryota; Metazoa; Arthropoda; Insecta; Diptera; Tephritidae
Product: odorant receptor 67d-like
Exons: 4
Coding region: 1-1167 (388 amino acids)
Biological process (GO): sensory perception of smell; detection of chemical stimulus involved in sensory perception of smell
Cellular component (GO): plasma membrane
Molecular function (GO): odorant binding; olfactory receptor activity
Source: RefSeq, a predicted model, not a curated record